AUGGUAGUGAGAACAAUGGAAGGAACACAUAGCUGUUAUCCUAUUGGAGUUGUCGACCUUUACAGUGCACCAAAAAUAGCUGCUGAUUAUAUCAACGAGUUUAGGACCAAUCCUAAGCUCUCAGCGGAACAAAUUCAACAAAGAUUGGGAAUGGCUGGGCUUCGGGUAACAAAAACAAAGUGUAAAAGCGCAAGACAGAUUAUGAAGCACAUUGUCAGUGAUGAAUAUGCUGAGCAGUUUACAAGAAUGUUUGACUACGUUGAGGAGCUGAGGAAAACUAAUCCUGGAUCUACGAUGAUAUUAGGUACAAAAGAUAGAGUUUUUGAGAAGUUCUACACAUGUUUUGCAUCUCAGAAAAAUGGUUGGAAGAGUGCAUGUCGUAGAGUUAUCCAUUUGGAUGGUACAUUCCUAAAAGGUCGAAUAAAAGGACAACUUUUGACUGCUGUGGGAAGAGACCCAAAUGAUGCAAUGUAUAUCAUUGGAUGGGCUAUUGUACCAGUGGAAAACAAAGUCUAUUGGGAGUGGUUUAUGGAUCUAUUGCAAGAAGACUUGGGUUUGGAAGAUGGUAAUGGCGUGGCACUUUCUUCAGAUCAGCAAAAGGGACUGAUUUAUGCAAUCAAAAAAGUGUUGCCCGACGCAGAACAUAGGAUGUGUGCAAGACACAUUUUUGCCAAUUUGCAGAAAAGGUACAAGCAAAUGGGACCUCUGCAUAAAGCGUUUUGGAAGUGUGCACGUGCAUACAAUGAACCGGUGUUUACAAGACAGCUUGAGAAGAUAAAAACCAUUAAACCUGAGGCUUAUGAAGAAUUGAAGAGGACUGGUAUUUUUUGUGACAUACCAAAGUCUGCCUCUGAUGUGAGUGGUAUUCCCUGUUGUCGCAUUAUGUGUGCAUUGUGGGCUGAGUAUAAGGAGACAAAGCUUCCCGAGACAGUGGUUUUAGAUUGGUUUUCUGUGGAGAAAUGGAAGCUUUGUUACGGCUCACUUAUGUUUCCUGUGAAUGGUAUGAAACUGUGGGAAACUCAUAGUGAUGUUGUAGUCAUGCCUCCACCGGACAGGAUCAUGCCAGGAAGCCCUAAGAACAAUGACCGAGUGAGAGACCCAUCCGAGGCAGUUUCUCCGCCUUCUUAA
Molecule: messenger RNA, 1128 nt
Organism: Brassica oleracea var. oleracea
Lineage: Eukaryota; Viridiplantae; Streptophyta; Magnoliopsida; Brassicales; Brassicaceae
Exons: 2
Coding region: 1-1128 (375 amino acids)
Biological process (GO): DNA transposition
Molecular function (GO): transposase activity; DNA binding
Source: RefSeq, a predicted model, not a curated record